GGAGGCAGCAAGGGCGAGGCGGUGGGCCCUCAGCCAGGAGCAGUUCACGUGAGGGGUGGCAUGAUUGCCGCCGUGCACUUGGGCGGCCCCACGGCCGAUCGCCACACGCUUGCCAAGCCGCUGCUCGACAGCCGGCCCUCCCUGCAAGUGCUGGACUAUGGGGAUGCUGUGGUGUCCCCUGGCAUGAUUGACGUCCAUGUCCACAUGAAUGAGCCCGGCAGGGAGGAAUGGGAAGGCAUGGCGACCGCGACCCGCGCCGCCGCUGCCGGCGGCAUCACCACCCUGAUCGACAUGCCCCUCAACUCCGCCCCCUGCACCAACACCCCCGCGGAGCUGGCCCGCAAGGCGGCGGCCGCCGCCGAGCCCAACAAGACCCACGUCAACGUCGGCUUCUGGGCGGGCCUGGUCCCCGCCAACGCUGCCGCCCCGGGCGUGCUCAAGGCGCUGGCCAGGGGCGGCGCGCUUGGCUUCAAGGCCUUCAUGGCCCCCUCCGGCAUCGACGACUUCCCGCACGUGUCGCCCGCCGAGGUGGAGGCGGCGCUGCCCACCAUCCGUGCGCUGGGCCUGCCGCUGCUGGUGCACGCCGAGAUUGUGGAUGGCGAUGUGCCUCAGGAGGUGGGUGGGCAGGCCCCGGGGCCCCGCGAACACUCCACCUGGCUGGCGUCCCGGCCGCGGCGGUUUGAGAAGAACGCGGUGCGGGCGCUGAUCGGCGCGCUGCGGGCCACCGCCGCCAACGCCACCAAGCCCGGCUUCCGCCUUCACGUGGUGCACCUGUCCGGUGGGUAUGCCGAGCUGGUGCCUGAGAUUGUGGCUGCCAAGGCGGAGGGUCUGCCCAUCAGCGUGGAGACCUGCCCCCACUACCUCAACUUUGCCACCGAGCGCGUCCCUGUUGGCGACACACGGCUCAAGUGCGCGCCGCCUCUGCGCGAGGAGGACAACCGCUACCGCCUGCUGGAUGCGCUCAAGGACGGCAGCAUCGACAGCGUGGCCACAGACCACUCCCCCUCGGACCCUGCACUGAAGCUGCUCCAGGAGGGCGACUUCCUCAAGGCCUGGGGCGGCAUCUCUGGCCUGCAGUACGCGCUGCCCUCCACCUGGUCUCCCUGCCACAUGCACGGCAUGAACCUCACCUGGCUGACGCGCGCCUGGUCCACCUACCCCGCCCAGCUGGCCAACCUGGGCAGGAAGAAAGGGCGGCUGGCUGCCGGCUACGACGCAGACAUUGUGGUGUGGGGGCCGGAGCAGGAUGCUGACACGAGCCGCGAGGCGCUGCAGCACAAGCACAAGGAGACGCCCUACAAUGGCAUGCGCAUGCAGGGCCGCGUGCUGGCCACCUUUGUGGGCGGCAGCCAGGUGUUUGGGGAGCAGCAGGGCGUGGCGCCCGCAGCCUGCGGCGCCGUCAUCCUGCCCAAGCAGCUGCUCCCGUUCCCGUGACGAGCCGCCGUGCAUGGGCCAUUGCUCCCCCCCCCACUCUCCACACUGGAUUUCAUUGACUGCGCCCUGCAUUGUUUGCUCUUGCACCCAUCUUCUUUCAUUACUUGUAAGGUGAUCUCU
Chlorella variabilis is the source of this 1554-nucleotide messenger RNA. RefSeq lists its product as hypothetical. The transcript has 7 exons. Gene Ontology annotation, molecular function: zinc ion binding; allantoinase activity; cobalt ion binding. Lineage: Eukaryota; Viridiplantae; Chlorophyta; Trebouxiophyceae; Chlorellales; Chlorellaceae. Gene Ontology annotation, cellular component: cytoplasm. Gene Ontology annotation, biological process: allantoin catabolic process; purine nucleobase catabolic process. Bases 61 to 1434 code for a protein of 457 amino acids. The record is from RefSeq and is a predicted model, not a curated record.